AUGCGUACCUCCAUCACUACCGCCAUCUACCCUCUCAUGGCCCUUUGCGUGGCUCAGCCCUUCACCGGCAAAUCAUCCAGAUUCUCCAACACCACAGACAGCACAUCCUGCAUUUCCUCCGCCGACGCCAUCCUCAUCGCCGACGGUUUCGGCCAGAUCCUCUCAAACUUCAGCAUGUCCUGGGGCGACAACCUCAUCGCAGACGGCUAUGUGGAUCAAUCAGAUAGUGUAGCAACACUGAUGCACUCGCCUAACCUCCUUGCCUCUGAUGUUCGUCCUCCUCCUCCUCCCCCUCCUCCUCCUCCUCCUCCUCCUCCUCCUCCUCAUCCUUCUCCUCCAUGUCUGGGAAAAAUAACUUUCGACACCAAAGCUUCCUUCCUCGCCGGCGAACAAGCUCAACCAGGCGUCCCCUUCAAGUUGCUCAACACCUGGUCUUCCUGCAAUGCAGUCACUUUCCGCUACGUGUUGUCUCCUCCAGGUCUCAAUGUCCAAGGAAUAGCUGUCGCUGAAGUUGAAGAAGCAAAAGUCAAUGGAACUGGUGUUGGCGAGGGAGACAAGAAAUGGCAGAUCAAGACGUUCUAUGGAGAAUUCAACUCGGCGGUCUGGUUGACGGAUCUGAAGAGCAGUAUUACUGGAUGUGAUGUCAAUGGUAAUGUUACUGGUAACAUUACCGUGGCUUGA
Molecule: messenger RNA, 681 nt
Organism: Aureobasidium namibiae CBS 147.97
Lineage: Eukaryota; Fungi; Ascomycota; Dothideomycetes; Dothideales; Saccotheciaceae
Exons: 2
Coding region: 1-681 (226 amino acids)
Source: RefSeq, a predicted model, not a curated record